UGGACCAGCACACGCCACCUUGCUGACAGCCGCUGACUGCAACACAGAGGCCGUAAGAUGGUGUUGAAGAUUGUGGUGGUGUGUGUGGUGGUGGUCCUUGGUGUGGGAGAUGUCACUCCCGCCUUGGUUAACCCCGUCCAGGACUCGAACCCUCAGCCUCGAGAGUGGCCCUGCCCAGACGAGACGGACUUUCUGCCUUGUACCUGCACCUCGAACCAGCAAACUGAUCUGAAAAUUGACUGUUCUGGUGUAAAGAGUAAUCUUGAGUUGCAAAGAGUGUUUACCUCAAUAUUUCCUUUCACGGAUUUUUUGGAGCUGAGAAUUGUCCAGGAUCCAUAUGAUGAUGCUUACGAUCUGAACACAUUAGACCCAUUUGUGUUCGCAGGCCUUUCUUUUGAACGAGUCAUUAUCCAAGGGACGAAGAUUAAAGAGGUGAACGAGCAAGUGUUCACCGACUCACACAAUCACCUUAACUACCUAAACCUUGCAAAUAAUGACAUAUACGAUUUUCCAUUCGAGACGAUUCAGUUGUAUACAAGACUCGCUAAUUUGAUCCUAGAUGACAACAAUUUGAUUACCCUUCCAAACAUAGUAUCUACAACAUUGCAAUCCAUUAGCGUCAGUGGGAACUCCAAUUUACAGUUCAAAGCUAACGUCUUCAAUAAUGCUAGUAUGCUAAGCAGAAUCAGCUUGGCCCGUAAUAACAUCCAGGAGUUCCCUCAACACGUGUUCCAGAACCUGGAUUACGUAGCCAUUGUUGACCUGUCGGGAAAUGAGAUGACAUUUGUGAACGAAUUUACCUUCGACCCUCCAAGAGAAACUCUUUUGCAGAUCUCAUUAGACAAUAACAAAAUCGACCUCGUUCACUACAACUCUAUAAAAGGUCUGAUGGCUGGAGCCCACGUGAGUUUGGCAGGCAACCAAAUUAUCUAUUUGCAAGAGGUUUUUUAUAAGCCAAUCCUCGACCAAUUGCCUUCUGGAUCCCUUGAUCUUUCAAGGAACCCUCUGCUGUGUGGGUGUGACAUACACUGGCUGUACCCGAGCGACCCCAGCCCUUAUCUCAGCAUUAUAACGGACACCACCAAAUGCUACGACGGAACUCUCAUCCACUUUUUGAUUCCUUCAUACUUCGCUCUCCAGUGUCCAGCUUAUACUACAGUCGCACCAAAAGGUCCCAAGAAACACUAGUCACACACCUGCUGCAGAAGACCCUGGGGGUACACCAGUCACACACCUGCUGCAGAAGACCCUGGGGGUACACCAGUCACACAUCUGCUGCAGGAGACCCUGGGGUACACCAGUCACACACCUGCUGCAGGAGACCCUGGGGGUACACUAGUCACACACCUGCUGCAGGAGACCCUGGGGGUACACCAGUCACACACCUGCUGCAGGAGACCCUGGGGGUACACCAGUCACACAACUUCAUAAUUUAACUCUAUUUUUGUGUCUACAUAAUUUCUAGGAGUAGGAACUCCCAGAAAUGUUUAUUUUUAUUUUUAGUGUUUUUGCAAAAGAUUCAAUUAUUUUCCCUUUGAUUUCCAUAAUAUAAUUAACUUAACUUAAUUAUUAUUAUUUAAUAUUCGGAAAAUGAAAGUUAAGUAAACCUAUUCUCUCUAUGAAGUACACGAGCCUUCCCUUUCCAAUAAGUAUAUGAGGCUUCCUUCUCUACUGAAUGCAUAGGCAUUAGCUCCAUAUAUUGAGUGCUUGAAUGUAUAUAUAUAUAUUUGAGGUUAUUAAAUCUUAUGGAUCCAAACGUACGUAUUAAAAAUAUAUUUUUAAGAGAUGUAUCUGGACUAACAUAAAAAAAAAUUAUGGAAUCAAUUAUUAAGAUCUUA
Molecule: messenger RNA, 1838 nt
Organism: Procambarus clarkii (red swamp crayfish)
Lineage: Eukaryota; Metazoa; Arthropoda; Malacostraca; Decapoda; Cambaridae
Product: oplophorus-luciferin 2-monooxygenase non-catalytic subunit
Cellular component (GO): extracellular matrix
Source: RefSeq, a predicted model, not a curated record